This is a messenger RNA of Macrobrachium nipponense, 2568 nucleotides long. RefSeq names its product keratin-associated protein 10-7-like. The coding region runs from base 61 to 1785 and encodes 574 amino acids. The record is from RefSeq and is a predicted model, not a curated record. Lineage: Eukaryota; Metazoa; Arthropoda; Malacostraca; Decapoda; Palaemonidae. The transcript has 14 exons.
CCACUUUUUUUUUUUUUUUGGCUUUUUUCAGAGUAAAAUACAAGUCUCGCCAAGGCAAACAUGAAUGAGAAGUAUAGGUUCCUCCAUUGCAUAGGGUUCUUGCUGCUGCUUGCUACUGCGGCUCAAAGCAACAAGGGUAUCACGAGAUGCGCUGAAAAGGGCGGCUUCUGCGUUCCCAAGGAUUUAUGUGACACUGGAUCUGAAUUCCUUUGUGAUGAAGAAAAUGAAGUCUGCUGUCCGUAUAAUCCUCUCUCUAAGACGAAGCGCUCUCCUCGGGAUAUUGAAAUUCCCUGCCAGUCGACAAAGGAGUGUGAAUUUACCUACAACGGCGUGUGCCAGAGUUGGUGCGAAGAUGGCAGGAUUCCUACAGGAUUCUGCUCUAGAGACUGCCUGUGCUGUGGAUGCCCGACGACAGACAAAUGCAGAGAGUUUUCAGGCUAUUGCACCGUUGAUCGUUGCUCCUGUAAUGGUACGAUAAUCCCCGACUGGUGUAUUGGAGAGAAAUGCAUUUGCUGCCUGCCAGAAGAAUGCCUACCGAGUGAUGAGUGUGCAGCCAACAACGGAACAUGCAGAAAGACUUGUGCUGAGGGAGAAGAGCCGCUACCAGGAGCUGGUUGCGUUGAUGUGGUCGGUGAAUCCUGCACGUGUUGCAUUCCAACUUGCCCUAACACAACAUCCUGUCUGGAUGUAGAUGGCUAUUGCACCUCAAACCUUGAUGAGACCUGUAAUGGUGCAUUGCUUCCAGAGAUGUGUGCUGGAGAGAAAUGCUCUUGCUGCCGGCCAGAUUGUCCCGGAUCAGAUGUCUGCCGAGAAGCACAAGGCUAUUGUUCUCACCCUAACUUCUGUAACGGUACAAUAGGCCCACAGUUGUGUCCUGGAGAUAACUGCAUUUGCUGCUUACCUGGUUGCCAAGAAGACACAAUUGCCUGUAGAGAAGCAAAUGGUUAUUGCACAAAUCCUAAAACCUGUGAUGGUAUGAUAUUGCCUGAUUUGUGUCUUGGAGAGAACUGCGAUUGCUGCGUGACAGGUUGCAAAGAAGACACAAUUGCCUGCAAAGAAGCAAAUGGUUAUUGCACAAAUGCUGAAACCUGUGAUGGUAUGAUAUUGCCUGAUUUGUGCCUUGGAGAGAACUGCUAUUGCUGCGUGUCAGGUUGCAUACAAGACACAAUUGCCUGCAAAGAAGCAAAUGGUUAUUGCACAAAUGCUGAAACCUGUGAUGGUAUGAUAUUGCGUGAUUUGUGUCUUGGAGAGAACUGCGAUUGCUGCGUACCAGGUUGCAUACAAGACACAAUUGCCUGCAAAGAAGCAAAUGGUUAUUGCACAAAUGCUGAAACCUGUGAUGGUAUGAUAUUGCGUGAUUUGUGUCUUGGAGAGAACUGCUAUUGCUGCGUGUCAGGUUGCAAAGAAGAAACAAUUGCCUGUAGAGAAGCAAAUGGUUAUUGCACAAAUCCUAAAACCUGUGAUGGUAUAAUAUUGCCUGAUUUGUGUCUUGAAGAGAACUGCGAUUGCUGCGUGACAGGUUGCAUACAAGACACAAUUGCCUGCAAAGAAGCAAAUGGUUAUUGCACAAAUGCUGAAACCUGUGAUGGUAUGAUAUCACGGGAUUUGUGUCUUGGAGAGAACUGCUAUUGCUGCGUGCCAGAUUGCAUAUCAGAUGAGUGUGAAGCAAAUGAUGGUUACUGUACUACGAGGCCUGAUGCCUGUUUUGGUCGAAUAAUCCCUGAAUGGUGUAAAGGGGAAAACUGCUUUUGCUGUUUGCCAGAAUUGGUUACUCUACUCGCCUAGAAUCCAAAAAAGAAGAAUCGACAGGCCAUCUUUCGAAUUCCCUGAUGUUCGUUCAUUAAUGUACAAAGUACAGUUUAUCAACCACUAGCUUUCGAAGACACGGUCUUCAUUAGGUACGGAUGAACUGAGGAGAUGACAACUCCCCUCUUUGGUAUGUGUGUGCUCCUCCCAACAUUUUUUUUUCUAAUCCCUGGGAUGAUCUGCCCGUUGCUCUUCAGCCCCUCUUGCCCUUCUGUGCAGUCUUCUUGUUCUCCUUGGUUGUAUGCUUAAUCAGGAAGAUUACAGGGAAGGGUAGGAUUAGCUGAAAGUCUUCUGACAGGUCAUUCCAGGGGUAAAUAAAAGGAAAAUAACUUACGUAAGGAGGAGCCCGUAUAUAUCCGUACAUGAUGAAGAAGGCUAUGUCUUUGAAAGCCAGUACUUAGCAAAUUGUGCAUUGUAAAUGAAAGAAUCUGAAAUCUAAACCAUCCCAUCUCAUUGAAGCCUAACACGAGUAAUACGAAUAUAGUUUAUACACAGUAAAGUCUUGUAGCUAUUUUGUGAUAUACUUACAAGUAUAGUACAUUCCUUUUGAUAUCAAUAAAUUUUUAUUAACUUGUAAAAACAGCCAUCGAAGGAAUGUUAUAAAUGUUCAAAUUUGGAAUAUCAAUGAUAUCAACAAGCAUUACUAUAUAUGAAUAUUGGAAUGUUUUUAAUUGCACAAUAUUAAUCAAGGUUUGAUUGCAUUGGAUACUACUGUUUACUUCUACAUGUAGAUGUUUAAAUUAAUAAAUCGGCAUUAAUCAU